Clavispora lusitaniae ATCC 42720 is the source of this 1125-nucleotide messenger RNA. RefSeq names its product coenzyme A transporter (gene LEU5). Gene Ontology annotation, cellular component: mitochondrial inner membrane. Gene Ontology annotation, molecular function: coenzyme A transmembrane transporter activity. The record is from RefSeq and is a predicted model, not a curated record. Gene Ontology annotation, biological process: mitochondrial coenzyme A transmembrane transport. Lineage: Eukaryota; Fungi; Ascomycota; Pichiomycetes; Serinales; Metschnikowiaceae.
AUGUCGCUGGACUUUCUCCCGCCGGACGAAAUCAAAACGAUCGACAAACACUCGGCCGAGUACGUGUUGCGCUCGGGCCUUGCUGGCGGCAUCUCGGGGUCUGCGGCGAAAACACUCAUAGCGCCGUUGGACCGGAUCAAGAUCUUGUUCCAGACGUCCAACCCUGAGUUUCUCGAGUUCCGCGGCUCGCUCUUCGGGCUCGGCCGCGCCGCCCGCAAGAUCGUGGCGUCCGACGGCUUUUUGGGCCUUUUCCAGGGCCACCUGGUGACGCUUUUGCGCAUUUUCCCCUACGCGGCCAUCAAGUUUGUCGCCUACGAGCAGAUCCGCAGCAUUCUCAUCCCCAACGACAUCCACGAGACCGCCGCACGCCGUUUCAUGGCCGGCUCGCUCUCCGGCCUUGCGUCGGUGUUUUUCACCUACCCGCUCGACUUGGUGCGCGUGCGGCUUGCCUUCGAGACCCGCGCCUUGGCCCACGCCGCGCGCCACCCGCACCAUGCGGAUUUUGUCGCCCACCACCGCGGGCGCAUCUGGGCCAUUGUGCGCCUGGUGUACGCCGAACACCCGCCGCUGCGCGACCUGGACCCGCGCUGGCUCAAGUUCAUGCGCAAGACGGUGCCGGCGGCGUUGGUGCCGCUCUCCAACUUCUACCGUGGCUUUGGCCCCACCAUCCUCGGCAUGGUGCCCUAUGCCGGUGUUUCCUUCUACACCCACGACUUGAUCCAUGACAUUUUCCGCCUGCGCAUGUUGGCGCCGUACUUUGUCACCGAGCGGGCGCCCGGCUCCACGCGCGUGGUCAAGAAACUGCGCGCGGGCGAAAACGUCAGCUCGCGCGACUCCAGGGCGCCGCUCCGCGCCCAUGCCCAGUUGGUGGCGGGCGGCUUGGCCGGCAUGUUUUCGCAAACGCUGGCGUAUCCGUUCGAGGUGAUCCGCCGCCGAAUGCAGGUGGGCGGCGCCGUGGACCAGGGUGGCUUUUUGCUGUUCCGGUCCACCGUGCGCUUGAUUUUCGCCGAGAGCGGCGUGCGUGGCUUUUUUGUGGGCUUGACCAUCGGCUACAUCAAAGUGAUUCCCAUGGUGGCGUGUUCCUUCUACGUGUACGAGCGCAGCAAGACGCUACUCGGCAUAUGA